UCUCUCGUCUCUCGUCUCUCGUAUUCUCAUGAUAUGGACGUGUCACCAUUGGACUCUUGCUGCUGGCAUUUUCUAAAUGAACGUCUCUAAGCUUGUGGCAAUCUUGCCAUCGGCUUCCGAACUUCGUGCAAGACAUGGCUUCGGGUGAUGAUAGAGACUAUGCGCAGAAUCCCAGAGCCAGUCUGCGCUAUUCAUCUUACAUCGAUCCAUCCACGGGCGCAAGGCUAAGCAGGACAUUCACCUUACACAGUUUGGACAAUGAUAGCGACGAAGAUGAACGACAUGAUGCUAGCGAGACGGCUCCCCUCCUCCAACCAUCGCAUGCAUCUCACCAGAACGGCGGGUCAUCAUGGCAGAAGAGGUUGAAGAUCAAGAGUAAGGAAUAUGCUGGGAAUGUUUGGGACUUCUUACGGUCAGACACGGGUAAAGGAAUCUUCAAAUUCGCACUGGCAUACCUCUUGGGCAGUCUGGCGACCUUUGUUCAUCCAUUGAGCCACCUCUUUGGUCGGCAGAAUUCGAAGCACAUGGUUGCCACGAUCACAGUCUACUUUCAUCCGGCGAGAUCACUCGGGAGCAUGCUCGAUGCUUUUUUUCUCGCUACGACGGCCUUCCUCUACACUGCCGUGAUCUCUUUAUUGAGUAUGAGUGUCGCUGCAUUCUUUUCCGAUGUCGUCCAUCUGAUCGAGCUGGGGCACGCUAUCGUAUUGAUCGUCUUCCUGGGUGGAGGCCUGUCUUUCGUGGCGUGGGUCAAGCUGAGGAAGAACGAUCCUCUGGUAAACAUCGCAUGUUCCCUGGCGUCACUCGGUAUCAUUACGAUUCUCACCAAAGAAGGAGCUAUUCAGGCUGGAGAUUACUCAGUAAAGACAAUCACGCAGAUUCUCAAAAUGAUCGUCGCCGGAGUGAUCGUAACGACUCUGGUCUCAAUCCUGAUAUUCCCUAUCUCCGCCCGAGCAAAGCUGAAGAAAAUUCUCCUUGAUUUGACCGACUCGCAAUCUGAUAUGCUUGCACUGAUCACAAGUAGCUUUCUAUCUGGAGACGAAACAGAGUUGGAAAACAGCGUUAUUGUUGGGAUCAACGAGCGGCACAAGAAACUCUCAUCUACGGUAGCCCAGAACUUGAAGGAGUCUAAAUACGAGCACUACCUGUUGGGUACGGAGCGGCAAGCAUUCAUCGAGACAAGGCUAGGACUCUGCACUCAACGCAUUUCUCAAAGUAUAGGCGGCCUGAGGAGCGCUGCAGCUAUGCAAUUUGUUGUCAUCAAAGAGCCGGCAUUUGGCUCAGGAGCACGCUUCGAAGGUAUUGGCAACACCACGCCUCUCUGGAUGAACUCACUUCAAGGCUCCAAGACUGUUGAUGAUGAUCAAAGUGCUUCUCCUGCCGACGGUUCACACAAGGACUUGUCCGAACCAGUCCGCUCACCUGCUCAGAUCUUCGAGCUGUUCAUUCAGAAUAUGGGUCCUGCGAUGCGGUCGCUAGCUUUCACGCUGAAGGAGAUCCUGGAACAUUACCCAUUUGAUGCUUCCCGGAAUUACGCGGUCAUGGCCAAUCCAAAAUUCAAAAUCAGCCUCGAACGUGCUUUGGACCUGUACAAGAACAGCCGCCAGAAGUCCAUCGCUGCUCUUUAUGGGCGGAAAGAUAUGGAUCGUUCGCGACCAUUUACAGUCCAAGCCGACUGGGAAGAUGCUGCAGCAUGCUGCGGACAUUUCUCCUUCUCACUCGUACAGGUGGCUGAGGCUAUCAAAGAGUAUCUGGUCAUCCUUGACGAGUUGCAAUUGGAGGUGAACGAGCUGCCUGCUGGUCGAACCUGGCAUUGGAUGAAGUUCUGGCGGUCGAUCAAGAUGGAGGACGAAUUCCACAGCCUUGAUCCUGACUUUGCGGAAAUCGUGAAGAGAAGCGGCGAAUUGGACCUCCAUUUCACGAGCAGGCCUAUCAAGGGGGCUCGCCAACAGGAGAUCUCAAUGUGGCCUGAUCGUUCUCGCGUCAAGCAGGUGUUCUUUCAGAAAAUAUACGAAAUCUCCUCCUUCCUGGGCCGCGAUGACAUCAAGUUUUCUCUCAAAGUAGGCUUUGGAGCUAUACUGUACGCUUUACCCAGCUUCGUGCCUUCAACGCGUCCCAUCUACUCACACUGGCGAGGCGAAUGGGGUUUGUUGUCUUACAUGCUUGUGUGCAGUAUGACAAUAGGUGCAUCGAAUACCACCGGCUUUUCGAGAAUACAGGGUACAUGCCUUGGGGCUGCUAUAGCCGUGGCUGCAUGGGAAGUGUCGAACGAGAACCCUUUCGUCCUAGGUUUCAUCGGCUUCAUCAUGGCAUUAUGGACAGCAUACAUCAUCAUCGGCAUGGGCAAAGGCCCCAUGGGACGCUUUAUUCUCCUGACCUAUAAUCUCAGUGCACUAUACGCGUACAGUCUUUCUGCUCAGGACGACGAUGAUGGUGGAGACGAAGAGGACUCGCGAAACAAUCCUUACAUUGUCCAAAUUGCCGGACAUCGCGUCGUAGCGGUGAUUUCUGGCACCAUCUGGGGCCUGAUCGUUACUCGGCUUAUUUGGCCAAUAUCCGCCCGACAGAAACUCAAAGAUGGCCUCUCGCUGAUAUGGCUGCGUAUGGGACUGAUCUGGAAGAGAGAUCCGUUGGCUACUCUCAUCGAUGGCGUCCAUCCUGACCGGUACAUGAAUCUGCGCGAAGAGUUCUAUCUUCAGAAAUUCCUAGGUAAGCUUCAAGGUCUGGCUGAAGCAUCGAAAAGCGAAUUCGAGUUCAAGAGACAAUUCCCGCAUGCGACAUACGCUCGGAUCCUCAAAAAGACAGCAGAAAUGCUGGAUGCUUUCCAUGCUAUGAACGAGGUCAUUAUGCAGGAUCCCAAUGCAUCGCCUGGAGAAGAAGCACUGCUCAAAGCCACAGCUAUUGAGCGAGCGCAGCUCUGCGGGAGGAUCAGUCACUUGUUCAGCGUUCUUGCCAGUUCGAUGAAAUUGGAAUACUCGAUCCCCAGCGAUGAUCUGCCAAGUAUAGAGCAUACCAGGGACAGAUUGCUGGCCAAAGUCUUUGCCUAUCGCUGGAAUGACGCGCAGGAGCAGAAAAGCCGAGACGAGGAUUAUAGUCUGCUGUACACAUAUGCUCUGGUCACUGGACAACUCAACCUUGGGAUACAGGGUGUGUUGAGGGAGGUUGAGGAGCUGUUUGGUAUCGUGGACGAGGAGGCUCUCAGGCUUGAAUGAAAGAAUCCACCGAGGCAGCGAUCGAUCACUAACAGCCAAAAAUAGGGUUCUUUGCUUGUUGCCUGUGUGUCACUUUAUUUGGUUCGCUUUCGUGACACAACCAUGUACGGAGUACAUCUCUAGCAAAUGCUCGACAGUCGUGGAACCGGCCCCUACGCCCCCCCAUACGGGCUUUCUGCUCGCGUUUUGCUACGUUAAUGCAUGUCGAUAUCAGGGCUUGCAUCACUUGGAUUACCCUUCUUCGUUGGGUGAUACGAGGCUGGGGCUAGGGCAUGGGUGCGAAUCUACUGUAAUGACCCGCGGCCACAGCCCGGCAGGUGCCUGCGCCCAGAAAUCAAACGCAGUGGAAACGCGUCAUGCCAAUGCCAAUGCCAAUGCCGAACGCCCCGGGCUCCGGGCUCCGGGUUGCCUUUAAACGCCUAACUUACGCCUAGAGCCUCGUGAC
Messenger RNA from Exophiala viscosa, 3654 nucleotides. RefSeq names its product Fusaric acid resistance protein-like-domain-containing protein. The coding region runs from base 135 to 3209 and encodes 1024 amino acids. The record is from RefSeq and is a predicted model, not a curated record. NCBI's taxonomy places the organism in Eukaryota, Fungi, Ascomycota, Eurotiomycetes, Chaetothyriales, Herpotrichiellaceae. The transcript is spliced from 2 exons.